Messenger RNA from Symbiodinium necroappetens, 1956 nucleotides. NCBI's taxonomy places the organism in Eukaryota, Dinophyceae, Suessiales, Symbiodiniaceae. The record is from the annotation of a GenBank genome assembly.
GUCUCAGACAAGCCUUCCGAGAACCAUUACCAUUACUUCGACAACCGAGUGCUUCCUCCCCAUGUUGAUGCAGAUCUUGCCUAUGCAGAGGGAUGGUGGUACAAGCCUGAGUAUAUCAUCAACCACAUGAACAUCAACUCGGCGAUGUUCGAGCCGCGCCACAACUCGUUUGUGGAAGAGAAGAACUUGCCCAAGACCAUCAAGGUCUCCGGAUACGGCUACACUGGUGGAGGCCACAAGAUCAUCCGAGCGGAGAUCUCCCUGGAUUCGGGCAAGUCUUGGGAGAUCACUGAGCUCCAAAGGCCAGAAGAUGAGAUCGCAGAAGCACGUGGAACUGACAAGCACUGGUGCUGGGCUUGGUGGGAAACGGAGGUUGACAUGAGUCGUCUCUUGGAUAGCAGCUGCGAAGAGAUUUGCUGCCGCGCUUGGGAUUCCAACCAGAAUUGUCAGCCUGUGCAGCUCACCUGGACGGUGAUGGGCAUGUUGAACAAUCCCAUUUACCGCAUCAAGAUCCACCGGGAAGGCAGCAGGAUGUGGUUCGAGCAUCCAACUCAGGGCUCCAUGCCAGGCGGCUGGAUGACUGAUCAAGCAGGUCAGUUCAACGAACGCUUUGCAGUUGAGGCGACGCCGGGGAAGACUGGCGUGGCUCCCUUGCGGCCCGUGGCUGCAGUGUGGAAGGGCGCCAAGACAGACUCCGUGAGUGCUGCGGGUGCCAGUUCUGCCAGCCAAGCUGCAACCAUCCAGCCUACCAAGGCAGGCAAGCUGGUGCAGUCCACAGAGGAGUGGCUUGCAGGAAUCAGCAUGGAGGAAGUUAAGAAGCACGACAACGAGCAGAGCUGCUGGUUCGUCGUUAAGGGUAACGUCUAUGAUGGCACUCCUUAUCUGCAAGACCACCCUGGGGGAGCUUCCUCCAUCCUCCUUGCCGGUGGUAUCGAGGCCACCGAGGACUUUGAAGCAGUACAUUCCUCGCGCGCUUGGGAGAUGCUGAAGGACUACUACAUUGGCCCACUGAAGAAAGCAGAGCAUGAACCAGAGGCUGGAGUUUCACAGAGCUUUCUCAGCAUGCUUGCAUCGCCACUAUGGCACCUGGGUGCUGCUCUCCUCUCACCUUUCGGAUCCUCUACGCCAUUCUUGAAUCCCCGAGAGAGCCAGCAGCUUGAGCUUUCAGAGAAGAUCGUUGUGAGCCACGACACCCGGAUCUUUCGCUUCAAGCUGCCUUCUCCGUCAAUGACGCUGGGACUUCCCACCGGCAUGCACAUGACACUGAAAGCCAAGGUGGAUGGCAAGCCGGUGAUGAGGGCGUACACACCCAUGACAGAUGACAGCACCCUGGGUCAUGUGGACUUGCUGGUGAAAGUCUACUUCAAGGGUGUGCAUCCGAGCUUUCCGGAGGGUGGCAAGAUGUCUCAGCACCUGGACAGUAUGAAGAUUGGGGACUCCAUCAACGUCAAGGGACCCAUCGGCGAGUUCGUCUACAAAGGCAAGGGCCAAUGCCUUGUGAAUGGCAAGCCGCGCUUUGUCACUGAGAUGUCGAUGAUCGCUGGCGGCACCGGCAUCACGCCGUGUUACCAGGUGCUGGCAGCAAUCCUCCGGGAUCCGGAGGACAAGACCAUGGUGCGACUUCUGUUCGCCAACAAGACGCCCGAUGAUAUCCUUGCACGAGAUGUGCUUGAGGAGUUGGCGGCCAAGCACCCCGACCGCUUCACGCUGAGUUUCACCGUCGACAAAGUCCCUUCCGCAGACGAGAAUGUGAGCCCCUCUGAUCAAAAGAGCUCCACCUCAGCGUGGAAAGGUCACGUGGGCUUUGUGACUCCAGCCAUGACCAAAGCCUGUUUGUUUCCUGCCAGUGAGGAGACCGUAUGCUUGAUGUGUGGGCCUCCUGUGAUGUUAGAGAAAGCUUGCAUUCCAGCCUUGCAAAGCAUGGGCUACGUGAAUUCCAACAUCUUCUCAUUCUGA